AUGGGAAUAUGUGGAGGAUAAGGGAAUAAGAGACUCACUAAACUAAAUCUCGAAUAAACAAAGGAUUAGACUGGAACUACUUCAAAUAACGAGAACCCAGGAUCUUCAAAGUAGUCUAAGUUCGUAAAGCAAUUAACAGAUUUCAAAGUCGAUCCAUCUAUAUUUGUUACAUUGAAGAAGGGAGAUCUAUUGAAAAAUUACAAAAUAGAUUAGGUUUUAGGGGAAGGAACUUAUGGGAAAGUAAAUCUGGUGACUUAGAAAGCAACAGGACUUUAAAGAGCAAUGAAAAUAGAUCAGGAAGGAUAAAAUAGUAAUUGA
This is a messenger RNA of Paramecium tetraurelia, 318 nucleotides long. RefSeq lists its product as uncharacterized. NCBI's taxonomy places the organism in Eukaryota, Ciliophora, Oligohymenophorea, Peniculida, Parameciidae. Gene Ontology annotation, molecular function: ATP binding. The transcript has 2 exons. The record is from RefSeq and is a predicted model, not a curated record.